AUGGUACAACUCCAAUCUUGUGCUACUUUGGUCAAUGCCUCAGCAUUGUGUGCUAUAGAGCAAGAAGUGAGGGGAGAUAGUGUCAAUGUUGUUGCUGAGAUUUCAGCCGAGUUGGAAAGGGAAAGGAAGAAGAAUGCAGAGCUCAUGGAGAGAAUAUCAAUGCUCGAAGCUCAGUUAAGAGAAAGAAGCAAGGAAUCUCAAGAAAAUCAUCAUCAUCCAGUUGCAAGAAGCUUCAAGAAUUUCAAGAGGCAGAAGAUGGAAGUAGUAGAUGAUGAUAAAAAAAGGAAUACUGUGGAAAGUGAAACGGCCUCAGAGUACAAGCCUGAUACUGAAGGCAUUGAUCCUAAGGAGAUUGAUCCAGCAAAGCGCUUAGUUAAUUGGAUGAGCAUGGACAAUGGUCAAAAUUUGUUUGCUGAAAAAUUUAAGGAGUGCAACUCUGUUGCAGAUUUUAAUGAAACGGAUAGUGAUGAUGCAUGUGAUGAAAAUUUUGAUGAUGAUAUGGAAAAUAGCCAAAAACAUGAGGAAGUUGAUGAAACAAAUGAAACUGUUGGUGCACAAAAAGGUUACGAUGCUAAUCAUGUUGACGAGGAAUCAAUUACAACAAGCAUGGGAAAAUUUUCUGGCGAUCAAGCCAGUACUGUGAGACAAGAAGAUCAUGAAAAUCAAAAGACCAGUUGCAUAUUACUUGCUCCAUCAUCCAAUAAGAGUGCAAACAAAACACUCCAAGGGAAAGAAAUUAAGGAGAGUGACGCAUUUACAGCAGGACUUGAGGUCCCUUCCUCUGGAUCUGCACGUAUAUCACAGAAUAGAAAGCCUCUGAAGGUUGCUUUCUGCCCAAAAGAAGUGAAAAGGAUAAUUGAGUCUGAAUCCCUUCUACAAAAAAAUGCUCAGUCCCACACUAUAAGGAAAAUUAUAGUUUUUGCAUCACUUGGCAUAAGGCAUGGAUGUGAAGAUAUGUACGAACUGGACUUCAAUCAUUUUAGCAUUUUGAGCAAAGGAGAAGAAUAUGUGUCUCCAAAUAGUCCUGGGGUAAGAGCAAUUCUUACAAUGCUCUACUUAUCUGAUGGAUCAUAUCAAUUAAAGUAA
This is a messenger RNA of Sphenostylis stenocarpa, 1086 nucleotides long. The record is from the annotation of a GenBank genome assembly. Lineage: Eukaryota; Viridiplantae; Streptophyta; Magnoliopsida; Fabales; Fabaceae.